AAAUUUUAAGGUUAUAAAUGUGUUUACCUCUUUUUUUUUAAAUAAAUUAUUAAAAAAGCUUAGAAAAAUGAAUUUGUUACCCAAGUCUAAAGAACAGUUCAGUCAAAAAGAGUACUGGGAUACAUUUUUUAAGAAGAGAGGAAAUAAAGCUUUUGAAUGGUAUGGGGAAUAUCCUGAAUUAUCGCAAUAUUUACAUAAAUAUAUUAAAAAACAGGAUAAUAUCCUUAUAACAGGAUGUGGUAAUUCCACUUUAGGUAGAGAUCUUUAUGAUAUUGGAUAUAGUAGUAUAACAAAUAUUGAUAUUUCACAAGUAGUAAUAAGGCAGAUGUUAUCACAAAAUGAAAAGCCAAGAAGUAAUUUAAAAUAUAUACAAAUGGAUGCCUUAAACAUGACAUUUGACAAUGAACAAUUUAGUGUAGUCUUGGAUAAAGGUACCUUAGAUGCCUUAAUGCCUGAUGAUUCAAAAGCAACCAUAGAAAAUAUCAAGAAAUAUUUCAAUGAGAUUUCAAGAGUAUUAAGAGUUGGAGGAAGAUAUAUUUGUGUAUCUUUGCUUCAGGAACAUAUCUUGAAAUAUGCUUUGGAAUAUUUUCCUUCCAAUAACUUUAUGUUUCGGAUUGUAAGGUGUUUUGAAGCAGAAAGGAAAGCUAUUGAAAAUGGAGAGAAUUCCUUACCUGUAUUUAUUUUAGUAUGUACAAAGUUCAAGGCACUAACUCAGAAGGUUUUAGAAUUGAAUUUAGGUUCUGCAGAUAAAAUGCAUAGGUGCAAUAAUUCUAGCGAACUCCUAGCUCAGGUUCGAGACACACAAAAUGCAGCAUUUAUUUGUUCAGGUUUGAAAAGGACAUGUAUAGCUGAAGAAAGUGAAGUGGUGUUAGAACUUUUUGAACAAGGUUCAUCAGGUACUAGGUUUACAGUAUAUGUAGUUGAUAUUCCUCAACAGAAAGAUUUCUCUAAGUAUGCAGCAUUUAUUGUCCCAGAAGGAAGGGAAGCUGAAUGGCUAUUUUCGACACCCAAUGGAAGAAAAAAAUUGGUAGAAAUAACAAGGAACAACAGGUUAGCGAUUAUAACUUUACACAGAGGUCAAAAGUAUGAAUCAUUUGAUGCAGUUCAAGUAGAGUUGACUGAUUUUAUUUGUAACUUGGCACCACCUGGCUUAAAAACGAAACAGAUUCCUUUUCUUUCGCUUGGAUCGGACGUAGGACAUCGAAUAAUCAAACACGAAGGACAUUCCGAAGCUUCUGGGGAUUUUGUGAUAGAAGAUGUGAUCACAGAAAACGACGAAAAGUACAGACGACUGUUCUAUAUGAAUUCCCAAAAUGUGAUACAGUCUGAAGCGAAAAUAAGAACUAUCAAAUCGAGGAAAGGUGCAACACGAGAAGUCAUUGAUUUAAUAUAUUUAACUUGUAGACAUCACAUUUAUAUGACAAUUGCUAGUUAUGUGGCCUGUAGGGGGAAAACGAAAUCAAAUAUUUCAGUUGUUGGUUUAGGAGGCGGCGGUCUAUGCUCUUUUUUACAUAAAUUCCUUCCUAAGACUAAUAUUCUUGGUAUUGACAUUGACGAAGACAUGCUGAAGAUCGCAAAGGAAUGGUUUGAAUUUAAAGAAGAUGACAAAUUGAAGGCUAGAAUACAAAAUGGUUUGGACUAUUUGAAAGAAUCGGCACAAAAAGGUGAAACAAUAGAUGCUCUUUUAUUUGAUGUUGAUAGCAAAGACUCUUCUAUUGGCAUGAGCUGUCCUCCACAGGGAUUUUUAGACAAACCAGUCCUGGAGAAUGUUGUAAGAAUACUAGAUAAGCGUGGUAUAUUUGUGCUAAAUGUGGUCCUUCGAGAAAAUUCCCUCAGGCCUGGAGUUCUAGCGUCUCUAAAGACCCAUUUCCAAAACAUUCUUAGUUACAAACUACAAGAAGAUCUAAACGAAAUAUUCAUAUGUUCAAAUAGUCCCAUAGAAAUUGAACAUAUAAAAGAAGGCUGUUCAGAAAUCAACUCACUAUUCAGAAAGCAUGGUAUAAAAGAAAAUGGAGUGGACGCUGAAAAAUUAAUUAGUCAAUUAAUUGUUCAGUCUGUAUUUAUUUAAAAAAUAUAGAAAUAGGUCAAUCAAUGCCUUAAUGUAAAUAUAUGAUAU
This is a messenger RNA of Diabrotica balteata, 2116 nucleotides long. The record is from the annotation of a GenBank genome assembly. Lineage: Eukaryota; Metazoa; Arthropoda; Insecta; Coleoptera; Chrysomelidae.